Messenger RNA from Salvelinus namaycush (lake trout), 3042 nucleotides. RefSeq names its product glutamate receptor ionotropic, kainate 4-like. The record is from RefSeq and is a predicted model, not a curated record. The transcript is spliced from 20 exons. Bases 1 to 3042 code for a protein of 1013 amino acids. Gene Ontology annotation, molecular function: kainate selective glutamate receptor activity; transmitter-gated monoatomic ion channel activity involved in regulation of postsynaptic membrane potential. Gene Ontology annotation, biological process: modulation of chemical synaptic transmission; synaptic transmission, glutamatergic; monoatomic ion transport. Gene Ontology annotation, cellular component: presynaptic membrane; postsynaptic membrane; kainate selective glutamate receptor complex. Lineage: Eukaryota; Metazoa; Chordata; Actinopteri; Salmoniformes; Salmonidae.
AUGCCUGCCCUCGGCCCUAAUGAAGCCCUGGGGAACUCCGCGGCUGCAGCCGUGGCCUGUGACUCAUCCUUCACUGGGCCCCAGCCAGGGGCCCACCUCCCAGGGCCUGCUGUCUGCAGCCGGGGCCACCGGCACAGCUGGCACACCCUCAUUACCGGCUGCAUGGAGAAGCAACAAAGGAGCUGUAUUCUCCGUGUCUCUGAUCCAGCCGCCAUACUUGACGACCCAAUGGAGUGCAGCCGGGGAGAGAGAUUGGCCAUCACUCUGGCGAAGGACAGCAUCAACCGGUCCAGUAACCGUUCCACAACAGGCAAGCUGGAGGUGGACAUCUUUGAGCUGCUGAGAGACAGUGAAUAUGAGAUGGGAGAGACCAUGUGCCAGAUCCUGUCCAAAGGAGUGGUGGGAGUCCUGGGUCCCUCCGCCAGCCCUGCUUCCAAUUCCAUCAUCAGCAAUAUCUGUGGAGAGAAAGAGGUGCCCUAUGUGAAAGUGGCCCCUGAGGACAUUCUGAAGGUUCAGUUCCCCCGCUUCACCACCCUGGACCUGCGCCCCACCAACACAGACAUCAGCCUGGCCGUGGCUGGCCUGCUCACCUUUUUCAACAGCACCACAGCCUGCCUCAUCUGUGCCCAGGCCGACUGCUUAUUAAAUCUGGAGAGACUGCUACGCCAGUUCCUCAUCUCCAAGGAGACACUAUCGGUUCGCAUGCUGGAUGACAGCCAGGAUCCCACACCCCUUCUCAAGGAGAUCCGCGAUGAUAAGACUGCCACAAUCAUUGUGGAUGCUAACGCAACAAUGUCCCACAUAAUUUUGGAAAGGGCAUCGGAGCUGGGCAUGCUGUCCGUCUACUACACCUACAUCUUCACCUCGCUGGAAUUCUCUCUGCUGCGAUUGGACGACGUGCCCAGUGAGCGGGUGAACAUUCUGGGCUUUUCCGUCUUCAACAGAACACAUCCAUUUUUCCAGGAUUUCCUCACCAGCCUCAACCGUUCCUGGCAGGAAAACUGUGACCACGCCCCCUUCGCCGGCACACCGCUCUCGUCGGCGCUGCUGUUUGACGCAGUGCACGCGGUGGUUGCGGCGGUCCAGGAGCUCAACCGUAGCCAGAACGUGGGCGCCACGCAGCUCUCCUGCAAGUCCUCCAAGAUCUGGGAGCAUGGCACCAGCCUCAUGAACUACCUGAGGAUGGUAGAAUUGGAAGGACUAACGGGCCACAUUGAAUUCAACAGCAAAGGCCAGCGGUCUAACUACGCCCUACGGAUCAUGCAGAACAGUAGAGACGGCCUAAGGCAGAUUGGCCAGUGGCACUCAGAGCAGGGCCUGUCCAUGGAGAGGAAGCUUCCAUCAAUCAACGUGACCGACACUCUCUUCAACACCACCCUCACUAUCACCACUAUUCUGGAGAACCCUUACGUGAUGCUACGACCGAACCACCAGGAGAUGGAAGGGAACGAGCGCUACGAGGGCUUCUGUGUGGACAUGCUGAAGGAGCUGGCGGACAUCUUGAAGUUCAAGUACUGUAUCAAUCUGGUGGGGGACGGGGUGUACGGGGUAUCGGGGACCAACGGUACCUGGACGGGCAUGGUGGGAGAGCUCAUCUCAAGGAAAGCGGACCUUGCCGUAGCGGGGCUCACCAUCACCGCAGAGAGGGAGAAGGUUAUCGAUUUCUCCAAGCCUUUUAUGACUCUGGGAAUCAGCAUCAUGUACCGUGUGCACUUGGGGCGCAGACCUGGCUACUUCUCCUUCCUAGACCCUUUCUCUCCCGGGGUGUGGCUCUUCAUGCUGCUAGCCUACCUGGCAGUCAGCUGUGUGCUCUUUCUGGUAGCCAGACUCACCCCCUACGAGUGGUACAAUCCCCACCCCUGCCUGAAGGGGCGCUGUAACCUCCUCAUCAACCAAUACUCGCUGGGCAACAGUUUCUGGUUCCCCGUGGGGGGGUUCAUGCAGCAGGGGUCCACCAUCGCCCCCCGCGCCCUCUCCACGCGCUGCGUCAGUGGAGUAUGGUGGGCGUUCACCCUGAUCAUCAUCUCGUCCUACACGGCCAACCUGGCUGCCUUCCUCACUGUCCAGAGGAUGGAGGUGCCCAUUGAGUCAGUGGACGACCUGGCUGACCAGACGGCCAUCGAGUACGGCACCAUGCACGGGGGCUCCACCAUGACCUUCUUCCAGAACUCGCGCUACCAGACGUACCAGCGCAUGUGGAACUUCAUGCACUCCAAGCAGCCCAGUGUGUUUGUGAAGAGCACGGAGGAGGGCAUCGCCCGCGUGGUCAACUCCAACUACGCCUACCUGCUAGAGAGCACCAUGAACGAGUACUACCGGCAGCGCAACUGUAACCUCACCCAGAUAGGAGGUCUGCUGGACACCAAGGGCUACGGCAUCGGUAUGCCAGUGGGGUCAGUGUACCGGGAUGAGUUUGACCUUGCCAUCCUCAAGCUGCAAGAAGACAACCGUCUAGAGAUCUUGAAGAGGAAAUGGUGGGAUGGUGGCAAGUGUCCAAAGGAGGAGGAUCACCGUGCCAAAGGACUAGGCAUGGAAAACAUAGGCGGUAUCUUCGUGGUGCUGGUGUGCGGUCUCCUGGUGGCUAUCUUUAUGGCGGUGCUGGAGUUUAUGUGGUUUCUGCGGCAGACGCCCGGAACAGAGCUGUCGGUGUGUGAGGAGAUGCUACGGGAGCUCCAGGGGAUCGUCCUGUGCCGGGACAGCCUACAGCUGAGGCGUCGGCGGGGGACGACCAUGCUCCGUCCUCGCCCCCUACCCCUGGAGGAGCGCCGAGCGCGGGCUGCUGCUGUCAGCCUGAGCAAUGGCAAGCUGUGUGGCGCUGCCGCCGGCCUGCCCCUCUCUGAGCCCUUCUCCCACAGACUGGCGCAGGAGGCAGCUCUGGUGGCUCGGGGCUGCAGCCACAUCCGCAUCUGCCCCGAGUGCCGGCGCUUCCAGGGGCUGCGCGGCGUGCGUCCCGGGGGCGGCCCCAGCCACGGAGCCUCGCCCACUCACAGCGAGGAGAGCAUAGAGUGGGAGAAAACGACCAACAGUAGCGAACCCGAAUAA